Molecule: messenger RNA, 1876 nt
Organism: Neofelis nebulosa (Clouded leopard)
Lineage: Eukaryota; Metazoa; Chordata; Mammalia; Carnivora; Felidae
Gene: RAB40B
Product: RAB40B, member RAS oncogene family
Exons: 7
Coding region: 124-1077 (317 amino acids)
Biological process (GO): protein localization to plasma membrane; intracellular signal transduction
Cellular component (GO): endosome; synaptic vesicle; plasma membrane
Molecular function (GO): GTP binding; GTPase activity
Source: RefSeq, a predicted model, not a curated record
GCGGGGCGGGGCCGCGCGCUGUCAGCUGCGGGGGCCGGGGGCGCGCGGCGAUCUGCGGACGGCUGGGCCCGUUCAGCGCCUCGGUGCCCGGUCGCCGCCUCUGCGCCGUCCCGUGGGCCGGGCAUGGGCGCCGGCGCCGGCGGCGGCACGAUGAGCAGCACCCUGGGCAGCCCUGUCCGCGCCUACGACUUCCUGCUCAAGUUCUUGCUGGUGGGCGACAGCGACGUGGGCAAAGGCGAGAUCCUGGCGAGCCUGCAGGAUGGCGCGGCCGAGUCCCCUUACGGCCACCCGGCGGGCAUCGACUACAAGACCACCACCAUCCUGCUGGACGGGCGGCGGGUGAAGCUGCAACUCUGGGAUACAUCCGGGCAGGGAAGAUUUUGUACCAUAUUCCGCUCCUACUCGCGGGGCGCACAGGGUGUGAUCCUGGUCUAUGACAUCGCAAACCGCUGGUCCUUUGAUGGCAUCGACCGGUGGAUUAAGGAGAUAGAUGAGGACCGGGCCCUGAUCUGGAGCCCCACCACGCCCAGGAGCCAGAGCCGCGAGCUGCCUGCUGGCACGCUGACCUGGCCAACUGCCGAUCAUGCCCCUGGUGUCCCUAAAAUCCUGGUGGGAAACCGCCUGCAUCUGGCCUUCAAGCGGCAAGUCCCCACGGAGCAGGCCCAGGCCUACGCAGCGCGCCUGGGUGUCACCUUCUUCGAGGUCAGCCCUCUGUGCAACUUCAACAUCACCGAGUCCUUCACGGAGCUGGCCAGGACCGUGCUGCUGCGGCACGGGAUGGACCGACUCUGGAGGCCCAGCAAGGUGCUGACCUUGCAGGACCUCUGCUGCCGGGCUGUGGUGUCCUGCACACCCGUGCACCUGGUAGACAAGCUCCCGCUGCCGAUGGCCUUGAGGAGUCACCUCAAAUCCUUCUCGAUGGCCAGUGGUCUCAAUGCCAGGAUGAUGCACGGCCGCUCCUACUCUCUCACCACCAGCUCCACCCACAAGAGGAGCAGCCUCCGAAAAGUGAAGGCCACCCGCGCCCCCCAGAGCCCGCCCAAGCGCUGCCCCCGGAACAGCUGUAAAGUCUCCUGAGGGAGGCGCCAGGACACAGACACUGGCCCCUCUGCCAGAGGCUCUGAGCCGUCACAUGUGGGACGCAGGAGCCCGUUCCAGGCGCGGGAAAGCACCUGCCGGUCUCUCGUGGUGAUCGUGCCGCCCCGCGCAUUGAAAACACCCCACACAGCUCGACGUUGGUGUUUCUACAUGGAUGUGCAUGAAGCUCUUGCUUUAGAUGUGUGUUUAUAAAGGGGGUCAGCACUCUGCUCGGCUCCUGAUAACGUGAGAUUUCAGACGUCACUUACGUCGUGGCUGCAGCACGGCCUUUGCUUAAUAGGACUGCUUUUAUAAGAGCGGUGACGUGUGUCGUGAGUGCAAAUUCCAGGGACUCUGGAAAGCAACGGGGGAGAGAAAUUAGUCUUUGACCUCACAAGAGGGCCUUUUUGUAAGUCUCCUCGUCACAUCGGAGCACGAGUUUAUGAAGUGCCGUGGAGAAUCAGAGUUGGCACGGCCGCUCUGUCCGGCUCGGGUCUGACAUGGAUUUGAUAAAGUUUUUGCUAUGUUAUUUACCAUGUUUUGGGAUUAAUAAGUGAUUUAUAUGCAUAUUUUUCUGUAAAUCUACAUUUUUUUGUACAAGAUGUUCCACAAGUUACAAAGCUAAGGGAAGAAAAUGCCAAAGAUAUCUCCAGUUGUGCCAAAAGGCCACAACAUAGUUACAACAGAUCCAGAUCGGCAAGGAAGAUAUCGUUCAGAGCCGUGUCGGUAAGGAAUGAAGUGGCCACCAUUAUUUAAGAAAAUGUUUCCUGACAAUAAAAUGUACACUUGUUUCUUGGUA